AUGUCCAAAAGAAUCAAUUCCUUCUUCCAACCCAUCCCGGUGAAGAAGCCCAAGCCCGAUCCGGAAGCUACACCACCAUCCGACUCGCCAUCUCCCACCCCCGUCUCGAGCACGCACCACCCCAACUACCCCAUGCCUAUUCGUGACCUCCCCUCGCAUAUCUUCAAGCCGAUCGCAAAUCUCGAGCGUGUUCGGCCCCCGCAAGUCAUCAACAACCAGCCACACCUCGACCUGCUGUAUUUCCAGCCGUUCAUCCCGUCGCCGAUCGCCCGCAAUUUGUUCAACUUCCUCCGGAAUGAGCUCCCCUUCUAUCGCGUGCAGUACACCAUCCGCCGCGGCCCAACGGAGACACUGAUCAACACGCCACGUUACACGACCGUCUUCGGCGUGGACGAGACAAGCAUUUUCAUACCGGCCCGCACCUGCGCCCCACCAACCACGCUUAAAGACAAGACCAAGUACAACCAUCCCCCGCGCCCCAUCCCGCCGUGUCUCGAUGUCCUCCGCCAGGCUGUCGAGGCCGCCACCGCCGACGGAACCCACUACAACUUCUGCCUGGUGAAUUACUACGCCACGGGCGAUGACAGCAUCUCAUAUCACUCGGACGAUGAGCGGUUCUUGGGGCCGAACCCCACGAUCGCGUCCAUCUCGCUUGGCGGGCAGCGGGACUUCAUGCUCAAGCAUAAACCUGUGGCCGGGAGUGAUGUCGACGCAGGGAAGCCGCUCAAGUUCCCGCUCAACUCCGGGGAUAUGAUCGUCAUGAGGGGCGAGACACAGGCUAAUUGGUUGCAUAGUAUUCCAAAGCGAAAGGGGGCGCAGGGGAGCCAGGGGAGAAUUAAUAUCACAUUCCGGAAGGCGGUAGUACCGGGUGGGACAAAUAAUUAUUAUAGGUAUAAUGUGGGCGACGGCGCGGUUUAUCGAUGGGAUGAGUUGGCAAAACAGAUGGUUGCUGUCAAG
Molecule: messenger RNA, 957 nt
Organism: Aspergillus aculeatus ATCC 16872
Lineage: Eukaryota; Fungi; Ascomycota; Eurotiomycetes; Eurotiales; Aspergillaceae
Product: alpha-ketoglutarate-dependent dioxygenase AlkB family protein
Exons: 2
Biological process (GO): DNA repair
Source: RefSeq, a predicted model, not a curated record